Molecule: messenger RNA, 483 nt
Organism: Acaulospora morrowiae
Lineage: Eukaryota; Fungi; Glomeromycota; Glomeromycetes; Diversisporales; Acaulosporaceae
Source: the annotation of a GenBank genome assembly
AUGAGCGAAGAAGAAUGGAGAAGCCUUGGAUUGAAGCAGUCACAAGGAUGGGAGCACUACAUGAUUCAUGAGCCUGAACCUCACAUCCUGCUUUUCAAACGAGAAAGAGAUUAUCAACUCAAGUAUCCUAAUGGAAAACCGCAACCGACAACCACCAGUGUUCAACCCGAUAGAAAACCGCAACUACCGACUAUCAAUGUGCAAUUCAAGUGUCAUGAUGGAAAAGCGCAGUCAUCGAUUAUUAACGCUCUACCUAAGUAUCCUGAUGGAAAACAACAACCUUCAAUUAUUAAUGCUGAAUUUAAAUAUCCUGAUGGAAAAUCACAACCGUCAAUUGUCAAUGUUCAACCUAAGUAUCAUGAUGGAAAACCUCAACCGUCGAUCGCCAAUUUUCAAUUCAAACCACAACCAUCAGUCACUAACAUUCAAUUUAAGUAUCAUAAUGAAAAACUGCAACCAUCGAAUUCCAAUGUACUCAGAUGA